CUUUCAUAGACAGUCAUUGUACGUACAAUUUUCAAUUUAAUUAACAGAUUUUAAAAAUAAUUACAUAUUUGACAAAUUCAAUAUUUGAAAUUAUAAUAUUUGAUUAGAAAGCUAGUUGAACCGCAAUAUUCAACGAAUGAUUUUGAUUUAAACGAGAUGAAUAAAUUAGAAAAUGGAAAAUCAGAUGUGAAGAAAGAUUUGAAAAAACAAAAUAUAAAAAAGAGGUCUGGGAAACCAAUUGAAGCAUAUGGGAACCAGCAAAAGAAUCAUAUUUAUGUAAACAGUAAAACUAAUUUAAAAGCUAACAUCAAACAGUGCGAAAACUUGAUAAACUCCGGUUGUAGUGAAGUAUUUCUUCAUGCGCUUGGGAAAGCUAUACCAAAACUUGCAAAUUUAGCUUUACGACUUGUAAAUAAUUCGAAUGGAGCACUGACAUAUGAAGCUAAUACUUCAACAGUAACAUUAAUUGAUGAGCAUCAUCCAUUACACGAUGAUGAUGAACUAACUCUUGCAAAACGAUUGAAUUCAUGCCUUCACAUAAAAAUAUCAACAAAUGUUGACAUAAAUAUUGAUAACAAUAUAUAGAAGGGAUUAAAAAAGGAGCUGAAUUAAAUUUUGUAGAAAA
This is a messenger RNA of Condylostylus longicornis, 625 nucleotides long. RefSeq names its product ribonuclease P protein subunit p20-like. The transcript has a single exon. Gene Ontology annotation, cellular component: nucleolar ribonuclease P complex; ribonuclease MRP complex; nucleus. Gene Ontology annotation, biological process: tRNA 5'-leader removal. The record is from RefSeq and is a predicted model, not a curated record. Bases 157 to 585 code for a protein of 142 amino acids. NCBI's taxonomy places the organism in Eukaryota, Metazoa, Arthropoda, Insecta, Diptera, Dolichopodidae. Gene Ontology annotation, molecular function: nucleic acid binding.